Penicillium bovifimosum is the source of this 1392-nucleotide messenger RNA. RefSeq lists its product as uncharacterized. The record is from RefSeq and is a predicted model, not a curated record. NCBI's taxonomy places the organism in Eukaryota, Fungi, Ascomycota, Eurotiomycetes, Eurotiales, Aspergillaceae. The transcript is spliced from 2 exons. Bases 1 to 1392 code for a protein of 463 amino acids.
AUGACAGCCUCCUUUGGUAUCCGCCCGCGACGCGGUUUGUCGCUUUUGUGCGUCAUUUCUGCUGCAUUUACCUUCGGCGCCGUGAUUGUCAUUUGGUUUGGCAUGAACUCCGAUCGAGACUACAUCCACCCCGUCCUCACCCAAUUGAUCCCCGCCGGACACUGCGCCUGUGAAUCCUCUACCACCUUCCAAUGCUCGACCUGUCUCACCUGCCCGGAUCCGGCGUUGCAAGUCGACACCACCCCCGCCUGGACCUUCGAAUACGCCCGCGAUGCCCGCAAUGAGGCAUUGAACCAACGACAGUGCCAAUGGGCCUUUCCCGGGUUGUUCGAGGAUAUCGCGCGUGGUCGCAAAUUCUGGUCCACACACGGUCGCUUGUCGGCGACGGAAUUGGAUGCAAUCCCCAUCCAACAUGGAAUGGUGCGCGCCUUUGUCGCCAAUGGCCAGUUAUACGUGGUUACCGCAAGAUCGAAGGGCGAAGAUCACCGACGGAAAAUUCUGGGGACUUUGAGCUCUAUCCACCGUGCGCUGGCCGCCGACCCGGAACGGGCUUCCCGACGUGAUUUUGAAUUUGUCCUCUCGGUGGAAGAUAAGGUGGACGAUGUGACGAAAGCGGAAUGGCCCGUUUGGGUCUUCUCGCGGACUGCGACUGAAGAAGGGGUGUGGCUGAUGCCUGAUUUCAGCUUUUGGGCGUGGGACAAUCCGGAUAAUUACAUGGGGCCCUAUGAUCAGGUGGUGGAACGCAUCAAGAGAUUGGAUCUCCCGUGGGCAGAGAAGACGCCCCAGCUGGUUUGGCGGGGCAAGCCCAGUUUUGCGCCCAAGUUGCGACGUAUGUUGAUGGAGGCCGCGAGAGAUCAACCCUGGGGCGAUGUCAAGCAGGUGGAUUGGACCACCGGUUCGAAUGUCCUCAAGAUGGAGGAUCAUUGUAAAUAUAUGUUUAUUGCGCAUGUGGAAGGUCGCUCUUAUUCAGCCUCAUUGAAAUACCGACAAGCCUGCAAUUCGGUCAUCGUGGCACAUAAGCUUCAAUUCAUCCAACAUCACCACUACCUUCUCAUCGCCGACGGUCCCAACCAGAAUUAUGUCGAGGUCGAGCGUGAUUUCAGCGAUCUGGCAGAGAAGAUGGAGCCCCUGGUCAAUAACACCGAUGCUGCUCAACGCAUCGCCAACAACAGUGUGAGGACCUUCCGCCAACGGUACCUCACCCUCGCCGCCGAGGCUUGCUACUGGCGGUCACUGUUUGAUGGCUACGCCAGUGUUUGGAAUGGCACCGUCCAACAGAUGUCUGGAGAAGACAUCGAAAGAGGCCUUCGAUACGAAUCAUUUGCACUUCUGGAGAGCGCGAAGAUGUCGGAAUUCCUGGCCACUGACACUGAGAAGUGGCAGUCGUACUGA